Salvia hispanica is the source of this 1272-nucleotide messenger RNA. RefSeq names its product putative peroxidase 26. Gene Ontology annotation, biological process: response to oxidative stress; hydrogen peroxide catabolic process. Gene Ontology annotation, molecular function: heme binding; peroxidase activity. NCBI's taxonomy places the organism in Eukaryota, Viridiplantae, Streptophyta, Magnoliopsida, Lamiales, Lamiaceae. The record is from RefSeq and is a predicted model, not a curated record.
ACUAAGCUUCCUAUUUUUGUAAUUCGAGAUUGAUAGUUUUCAUUUCGGAAACAUAAAAUGAGGAGAGAAGGCGGGUUCGAUUUGGUAGCGAUAUCGUUGGUGGUAGCGCUCGGGCUGAGCUUGUACGCAGGGCAGAUGCAGGCAGCGAUUACUCUGACACCAGGGUCGAAGCUGCUGAAGCGGCAUUUCUACAAGAAGCUCAACACGUGCGCGAAUGUGGAGCCGUUCGUGAGGCAUCAAGUUACGUUGUGGUGGAAUCGAGAGAAGAGCAUUACCGCCAAGCUGCUUAAACUACUCUAUGCCGACUGCAUGGUUAAUGGGUGCGAUGCAUCGAUUCUAUUGGAUGGUUCAAAGACGGAGAAAAAAUCUAACAAGAACUCAGGACUGGAUGGGUUCGUGCUGAUUGACAAGAUCAAGAAGGUUCUAGAAAUACGAUGCCCCCGAGCUGUUUCUUGUUCGGACAUCCUCCACCUUGCUGCUCGAGACGCUGUUUACUUGUCGGGAGGACCUUCGUAUCCAGUGUACUUAGGCAGAAGAGACGGAAAGGAAUCUAAAGCGUCAUGGGUGGAUCUCCCCUCCCCAGCCAUCUCCAUCGAACAAGGAAUCGCCUACUUCAAAUCGAAGGGGCUAGACGAUAUGGACUACGCUACUCUUCUAGGAGCGCACACCAUGGGAAAGACACACUGUGCUAACCUCAAUGAUCGUCUCUACAACUUCAAAAACACGGGAAAACCUGACCCCUCCAUGGCCAAGUCCGAACUGGAGAAGCUGCGAAAGCAAUGCCCCAAAACCCUCAAGAAAGGCCAGAGAGACCCAACGGUGUUCUUGACAGACAGAAACGGAGAGCAGUACAAGUUCAGCAACAACUACUACAGCAACGUGGUGUCGAACAAGGCAGUUUUGAAGGUGGAUCAAGACCUGCUCCAGAGCUACAACACCACACAGCUGGCGCUUGAAUACGCUGGCAUGUUGGGGCACUUCAAGCAGCAGUUUGCGCUGUCAAUCAGCAGGUUGGGAGGCCUUAAUCUGCUCACCGGGAAGCAAGGGGAGAUUCGACUCAACUGCCGUUUCACCAACAAGAACAACCCCUAUAUCAAUCAUCACUUCAAAUAAGUUCUUCAAUAAAUCUCUUCUAAUUUUUUCGUUUUUUUUUUCAUUUUUACUAUGAUGGAAGGAGAUGGAAUGCGUUCAAGUGUUUUUUAACUAGUGUAUCGUUACACUAGUUUAUUUGUGCACGGAUGCACUAAAUAAAGUUUAUAAGCUUUCAGCAUA